CCACAUGUUGAUUUGUCCGUCCCUUCGGAAUACCUCGAACAAACGAUCACAGACGAAUCGCACAAAGUCAGACUGACUGACACCAGCCUUGAAAAAAGAGGGAUAGGCUUGUGAUUUUACAGUCAAUGUUGAGGUAUAUUGUACGCUGUGUACCAUUACGGAAGUGUCCAGCUGUCGCCAUGUCAUCAGCGAAAUAUCCCGAUGUUUCAGAAUUGAGGAUACCAUAUAGAAGCAGUAACGACAUAUUCGAUGUUGGUAAUCUUGUGUCCAAAAACCCGAUUAAACAGUUUGAAGCCUGGUUCAAUGAAGCCCGAGAGGUACCGAAUAUUGGAGAAGUCAAUGCGAUGGCCCUCGCUACAGCUUCCAAGAGUGGGUUUCCCUCUGUGAGGAUGGUGUUGAUGAAGGGAUACAGUCAGCAAGGAUUUACAUUCUUCACGAACUACGAAAGCCGCAAAGCGGGAGACUUAGAGGAGAAUCCAGUCUGUUCACUGAUGUUCUACUGGGAUCCACUAAAAAGAUCGGUUAGAGUGGAAGGAACAGUAGAGAGGCUCCCGGAAGUGGAAUCCUUACAGUACUUUGAUCAACGUCCUCGACAAAGUAGACUUGGUGCCAUAGUUAGUCGUCAGAGUACAGCAUUAGAGAAUAGAGAGGUAAUCAGCAAGAAAUACCAGGAACUUCUAGAAGAAUAUCAAGAUGAGGAAAAAAACAUCCCUAAACCUGCCUACUGGGGAGGUUAUUUAGUUCGACCAACUAGCAUGGAAUUCUGGCAGGGACAGACAAAUCGUCUUCACGACAGAAUUUGUUUCCGAAAAUUAAAAGACAAUGAGAUUAUUGACUCAAAAUAUACUCAUCAGGGAGAUGAAGACUGGGUGUUUGAAAGACUUGCACCGUAACGUGUGAUAGCAAAUCCACAAUGUCGAUGGGCUCAACAGAGAAAUCUUGUAUUGUCUGAAGUGGUUGAAAUCCGCAGAUUAUUGUAAAUACUGUAUAUAAGCUUUGUCAGGUGUAUGUAUACCCUAAAAUAACUUAUUUGCUUAUGUAAGUUAAAGUUAAUCGCAAGUACACUGUUUAUAGUCAGUAGUCAUCAGCAAUAUACAUCUGCAUGUCUGUCUGACUCCAUACAUGUAUGUUAAUUCCGGCAUAUUUCAUUCCUUAAUAAACAUAUGCAUUAUGUC
This is a messenger RNA of Ostrea edulis (European flat oyster), 1175 nucleotides long. Its product is annotated as pyridoxine-5'-phosphate oxidase-like. Gene Ontology annotation, biological process: pyridoxine biosynthetic process; pyridoxal 5'-phosphate biosynthetic process. The record is from RefSeq and is a predicted model, not a curated record. Bases 126 to 893 code for a protein of 255 amino acids. Lineage: Eukaryota; Metazoa; Mollusca; Bivalvia; Ostreida; Ostreidae. The transcript is spliced from 7 exons. Gene Ontology annotation, molecular function: pyridoxamine phosphate oxidase activity; FMN binding.